Molecule: messenger RNA, 1221 nt
Organism: Aureobasidium pullulans EXF-150
Lineage: Eukaryota; Fungi; Ascomycota; Dothideomycetes; Dothideales; Saccotheciaceae
Product: oxidoreductase-like protein
Exons: 3
Coding region: 90-1139 (349 amino acids)
Molecular function (GO): oxidoreductase activity, acting on NAD(P)H
Source: RefSeq, a predicted model, not a curated record
AGCUCCGUUACUUAUAUACACAUUCCUCUGAACAAGUUACUUGAGAAACUCAAUUCUUCUUCAAUCAACUUCCACCAUAUCACAUCAUAAUGGCAAACACAAUGUCAGACGUCGCCAACAAGGCAGCUUGGCUCACUGAGGCAAAGGCCAACCCCCUCAAGGUUGACCAUGCUCCCAUGCCUAAGCCUGGCGCAGAUGAGGUCGUUAUCAAGAAUGCAGCUUUGGCAGUCAACCCAGUCGAUUGGAAGAUCCAAGACUAUGGGCUCUUUAUUCAAAACUUCCCAAACGUACUGGGCACUGACGUCGCUGGAGAAAUCUACGAUGUUGGAUCAGAUGUCAAGAACUUCAAGAAGGGUGACAGAGUUCUAUCCCACUGUAUCGGUCUCGGCACGGGCAAGCCCCAGAAUGCUGGCUUCCAGUUGUUCACAGCAUGCCCCGAGAUCUUGACAUCCAAGAUCCCCGAGCAAGUCUCCUACACCGAUGCCGUCGUCCUGCCCUUGGCCAUCUCCACAGCAUCAGCCGGUCUCUACCAAAAGGGCUACCUCGAGCUGCCCUACCCGACUUCCUCCCCCAAGUCAUCCGGAAAGGUCAUUCUCAUCUGGGGUGGUUCCAGCAGUGUCGGCUCAACAGCCAUCCAGCUAGCCGUAGCCAGUGGCGUCCAAGUCAUCACCACAGCCUCCAAGCACAACCACGACUACUGCUCCAAGCUCGGUGCAAAGGCCGUCAUCGACUACAACAGCUCAUCAGUCGCCGACGACAUCGUCGCCGCAAUCAAAGACACCGGUGCCGAGUUCGCCGGCAUCUACGACAGCAUCUCCCUGCCCGAAACCUUCAAGCACUGUUUCGAAGUCUUGCAAAAGGCCGGAGGCAGCAAGAACAUGGCUACCGUCCUACCUCCUCCCGAGGACAAGCCCUCCGAUCUUAAUGUCCAAGGCGUCUUUGCCAUCACCAUUGCUAACCAGCACAAGGAGGUCGGUGAUGCAGUUUGGCAAAAGUUCGUCCCUGGCGCUAUCCAUAGCGGAGACUUGAAGUGCUUGCCUGAGCCUUUGGUUGUCGGAAAAGGUCUUGACAGUGUUCAGAAGGGUCUUGACAAGUCAAAGGCUGGUGUCAGUGCUAAGAAGGUGGUCAUUGAGCUGUGAGAAGCACUACGUAGGCUUGUUGAGUAAUGGAUCAGCACAAUAUGACAAAAUGUAACUUUUCAACAUGAACAAUGUUCCGAUG